Messenger RNA from Gryllus bimaculatus (two-spotted cricket), 3397 nucleotides. Lineage: Eukaryota; Metazoa; Arthropoda; Insecta; Orthoptera; Gryllidae. The record is from the annotation of a GenBank genome assembly.
UGCAGAUUGUGUGUAGGAAGCCACGUCACUUUUAGGUGUUGUGGUAAUUUCAAUAAAUAGCAUACAAUGAAUAUAUUUCGCCUUGUGGGAGAUAUAUCUCAUCUUCUAGCUAUCAUCAUAUUGUUGUUGAAAAUAUGGAAAACGCGUUCCUGUGCAGGUAUUUAAGACUAAAUUUAUGAUAAGUUGGAUACAGAACCUAUCUGCCGGAAUUUCAGGAAAAUCUCAAAUUUUGUUUGCUGUUGUAUACACAACACGUUAUUUGGAUCUUCUGACGACUUACAUUUCGGCUUAUAAUACAUUCAUGAAAGUUGUCUUUAUUGCUGCCUCAUAUGCAACAGUUUACUUAAUGUACCUCAAGUUUAAGGCAACUUAUGAUCAUAAUCAUGACACUUUCAGAAUUGAGUUUUUGAUUAUACCUGCAGUUGCUCUUGCUUUACUUAUCAACCAUGAUUUCACAGUUCUUGAGGUUUUGUGGACUUUUAGUAUCUAUUUGGAGUCAGUUGCAAUUUUGCCUCAGUUGUUCUUAGUUUCAAAGACUGGGGAAGCUGAGAGCAUUACAUCUCAUUAUUUGUUUGCUCUUGGCUCUUACCGUGCUCUCUAUCUUCUCAAUUGGAUCUAUCGUUACUAUUUUGAAGAUCAUUAUGAUCUGAUUGCUAUUGUUGCUGGUGUGGUACAGACUGUCCUUUACUGUGAUUUCUUCUACUUAUAUAUCACUAAAGUGUUGAAAGGGAAGAAACUGCAGUUACCAGCUUAAUGUGUUACUGACCUGAUCAGAUGGAUUAUCAGUGUAAAUUAGAGCUGAUAUGUUCAUAUUUAAAUGGGAGACAAAAAUAGAAUGAGUGUUUUUUAAGAGAAGAAAUUUGUGUGCUAAGCAGAUUUUUUUCUGUUGAGAAAGAAUCUGCAUUAUGUAUUUGUAUAGAAAUGCGCUCCACCAAAUGUGGCUCCAUUGUCCAUUUAUUGCUGCAUAGUUUGAAGUCAAUUUUAUCACUUCAUUUCAUAUUUCAUUCAGUAAAAUAUUUGUUUGAUUGAAUCAUUUAAUAUGUGUAUUGUUUCUUUCAAAGGCAGCAAAACCAAGAGCUUUAAGAUGCCUACAAAGAUUGUUCUGUAUUAUUUGUGUUAACAUUAUAUGUCAAUAUUGAAGUAUAAAAUGGAAACGUUGUAUAUUCUUGUCUGCUAGUUUUCUUCUAUUUGGUUUGGGGAUUUAUGAAAGUAUGAAGUGUGAUUUCAGUAUUGAUAAAAGAUCAUAUCAACAUAGGUUCUACUGUUUCUUCCAUUGACUUAUUUGUAACACAUUUGUGAUUAUAUAAGACUUGCCAUAAAUAACUGCAAUUCAAAGAGAACUAUAUUGAAUUGCAUAAUGCCCUGAGGAAUGGAAAUAUUUAGAAUACACCAUGUAAAUGAUUUGAUAAUAAAAAAAUCAAAUUCUAAUUAGUUACUGUACAAGAUGAAGUGCAAAAAAACUUUGCUCUUAAUUUUUAUUUAUUUCUUUUUGUGUGCGAAUAUUUGAAAAUAUAAUUUUUCGGUGCCAAGGAGAUGAUAUGAUGCAUCAGUGUUUUUGUCCAUAUUGUGUGAAUAAUUUGGUGGCAUAAAAAGGAGAGAAUCCUUCAGGGAAUAGGUAAUCUAAAUAUGAAUUUGUAUUGUUUAUGUAAGAGACAGUAAGUUGAUAAUAAAUAUUUUCAUUUUAUUGCAAAUAAAAUUAACACAUGUUUAAUUUUCAUGUUUAUUAUACACAGUUAAAUUAAAUCUUCACUAAUACAAGUGCUCUGCACAUUUUUUUUAAUAUGUAGUUUAGAAAUACACCCACUUUGUGCCUUGAAGCUAAUAAGUGUAGGUUGACACCUGUACAAAUGGAGAAAUGUUUUAUAAAAAUUCUUUGUCACAUUUAAUUUUACACAUUUCCCCUUAGCAAAAUAUUGUCUGUAGCGUAGGUACUUACAGUUGAUUUCUCAUUGUUCUCAUAUGAAAUGACUUUGCAUUAUUUAUUUAACUAAUCAUUUUACUCAUUCAGUUUGUUACCAAAGGAUUAAAUCGUUCAGCAUUAAAAUGAAUUUUGCAAUGGGUAAAAUGACUAUUUUGACAUGCUAUUUUUUUCAGAUGAGGUCUUUGGAGAAAUCAUUAAUGCAGCAUAUUAAAGCUCCUAGGGCAUUGGUUUAUUAAUUUGAAAGAAAUAAGAAUUCUAAAAGUUGAAUUUCAUAAUUGUCUAUUGCAUUUGAUGUAAAAUAAAAUAUGCUAGACUGGAGUCACUUUUGAGUCAUGUUCAAAUGAACUUGAGAAUUAUUGUAAUAUUUCAUGUUUCUGAGUGAUCCUCAAGAGCAUUCCUUUCUAGUGGGUAUUCUAUUUCAGUGAUGCCUUCUAGUUACUGUGAGAUACUAACCUGUAUGUACAUUUUGAAUGUUUGUAUUUCAAGUACCCACUAAGGUGUAAUUCUUAUGGCAGUGAGCAAGUUGCAUAGUACAAUAACAAGUGUUUGUUUACCAGUCUGCUCUUUAUUUUGAUGUGCAUUGAUAGAAUUUAUUUUUCAAGAAUUAGAACUGCAUGAAAGAUUGUCGUUUUUAUUUCUGUAGAAUUUUAUUAAGCUUGUAAUGUUGGCAAUUGUUUUACUUUUCUUAACAUAGCUGAAGUUUGUUAAAUUUUGUGAGAAAAAUUACUUGAAUAUUGUUUGAGACAUAACAUGUUCUGACAAAUAAAGAAAUGAAUUUAAUCAUUUGUUUUACUAUUUGGACACAGAAUUUGAUUUCAGGGAAUCAUUCAAUGUAUUGUACAAUAUAGAGAUGUGAGGCACUGUGAUGUCACAUAUAUCACUUGUAAAUUUUUACUAUUGAUUUGUAAUAUAUUACAGAGAUGUCUGUUUUGAAUGUAGAUGUGUAUGGCCUGAGCGCACAUUAAUUGAACCUAUGUAGGUUCCUCACAACUGGUGUUUUAAACAAAAAAUUUCCCUUGUUUAAGUAGUUUGAGCCCCAUUACAUGCUUCUAUUGUAACAAAUUCAGUGGGCUCUUGAAAAAUUUUAUUGUGAAAAUUCAUCUACUGGUAGGUAGAAUUAAUUGUUUCUAGCUUGUGUAAAAUGUACUGCAGACCCAAUGGUAAGGUUUUUAUGAAAUUAAAUUAUUGAUAUUCAUCAUGUAAAAAAUUCUAGAUAAAUCAUGAUAAAAGUACAAUUAAGUGCUUAUUUAGAGGGGCAAGUACAUGCAAAGAUAUUUAACAAAAAAUUCAUCAAUUUAAAAUAUUUUGUUAUUAUGAGCCAUAGCAAGUUUGUCAUGUAAUAUGAAAUAACUUUGUUAAUUUUUGUCAUUCCUGACAUUGCAUGAGUAUUUACAUGUUUUCUGUCAGUAUGUAUUGUUUUUGUGCAUAUUAAUUGCCAAGAUUAUGCAAUAAAUAAUAAGUGCACAUUUUUAUAUC